Molecule: messenger RNA, 467 nt
Organism: Lycium barbarum (goji berry)
Lineage: Eukaryota; Viridiplantae; Streptophyta; Magnoliopsida; Solanales; Solanaceae
Exons: 4
Coding region: 1-453 (150 amino acids)
Source: RefSeq, a predicted model, not a curated record
AUGGUGAAGGUGAUGAUAUCCUUAACUAUUGAUAUUACUAUUGUAAAUUCUUGGAACUCGCAUGCUUCAGCUUUGGCUAAUUUAGGAGCCAAAUCAUCAAUAACCAAACUUCUAACCUGGAUCACGGAUCCAUUAAGCCCAGGUAUCCUAAGAUUUGAUUGCUCCCCUCAAUUGGGAAGUGGCAGCCCUUCCGAAUUUGGACAAAAAUCUUUUUUCCUUGCUGGUGUGGUUAAUGCAAUAACUCAGGAGUUGUGUAGCAAUACUCUUGAGUGUGUUAUCAAUAGGUUGAAAAUGGCAGCUCAAAAUUUUCUUUCGCUCGAAACAAGUGGAAGGAGCUCACAAGAUAGGAGAGACGUUAUGAUUAAAUUACAUUGUAUUUUUCAAGAUAAUCACAUUUUUAUCACAGGACUUAUUAUUUUGUCAUUAAUUGAUUAUAUUUGUGAUAAAACAUAGUAUUUGUCCCAGAA